AUGGAGUGGAUUGACAACCCAGCCCCUGAGAAGCAAGCCCUGUGGCUCUAUGGUCCCGCAGGCGCUGGAAAAUCAGCAAUCGGACACUCCAUUGCCAUGAUGCUACAAGAGCGUUCUACUGAUCGCAGAUAUGGCUCGAGUUUUUUCUUUGCAAAGGGAGCUCCUGGACGCGGAGACGGGAACAAGCUAUUUUCCACCAUUGCUCACGAGCUUGCCAUCAAUUUCCCCGAUUACCGUACCAUACUCGAUACCGUCAUGCAGGAGAAUCCUACACUUCCUACCAAAUUGAUCAAUAUCCAACUUCAAAAUCUCAUUAUCAGACCUCUCACCAAAGUGCGCAAUUGGCCGGCCCACCACCCAGUGGUCAUCAUUGACGGCCUGGACGAGUGCUCUGGAGAGAAGCGUAUGCAGGUCGCAAUCUUGUCCACCAUUGCGAAUGCUAUUAUUCAGCAUUGCAUCCCACUGCGCUUCCUGAUUAUCAGUCGUCCAGAGUACUGGAUAGCCGAUGUGUUCGAGACCGGGUGUUUCAGCUCUAUCGUGAAACGCGUUUCUUUGCGAGACGACCUUGAAGCCGACGCUGGAAUAAAAACCUACCUACGCAGUGAAUUUAAUAGGAUAUAUGAAGAAAACAUCGAAAUAAUGCAUUCUGUCCAUCGGCCAUGGCCCGAGGACCACCUCAUCGACCGAUUCGUUAGGUCUGCCUCUGGACAAUUUGUUUAUGCAUCCACCGUCGUAAAAUUCAUUGGUGAUUCCCUACACUGUGACCCCCUCGAACAGCUUCGAAUAUUGAUCAGACCUGGUCCUCAUGACGCUCUGGCAUUCUCCGAACUAGACCAGCUGUAUGCCUCCAUUUUGUCAUCGUAUCCACGAUGGGACGCGCUUAAACGUGUUCUGGGCGCCAUUUUGUGCACGCCUUACAGCAACUCGGAAAGUGUCAUGGAGUUCAUUUUUAAUGUUUCUCCUCCAGAGCUGCGCCAAAUUUUGCGAUCCAUGCGAUCUUUGAUUUGCACAACAGAAUCCAAAUGUUCUCCACUUUUACAAAGACUGAUACCAACGUUUGGUACCCCGAGAUAUGAUACACCAUGGCUUUCGUUCCAUCACCUAUCAUUUGAAGAAUUUAUAAAAGAUUCUUCUAGAUCCGGGAAAUUUCUGGUCAACGAAUGGUCCACGUCGAUUCACGCAUUUUGUGUUAUUAUACGGCACUUGAUAGAAUUGCUACACGGCAAUCCUGACAUUGAUCGAAUAAUUAAUCGCCUCGUGGAACUUCCAAGCUCAGACAUGGAUAUUAUUAUCCAAGAGCUCAAAUAUCUACACGAAGCACUUGAAGGGGUAUUAUCCGAAGCAGACAGAAAAAUACCUCGAUCAAAGCACACAUUGUGGCUCCUUUCAACGUUCCAGAGAUGUAUACUACGGGAUCAGAGUUGGAGGGAAUCGACACCAGCGCAAGGAUUAAAGCCUCUACUGGAUCUACUGCAAUCACUUCAACGACCUGUUAUGUUGGCAUUGACCAUCUCAGCCCAGCAGGUUCUCGAGGCUACCUCUCUUGACGGGCCCAUUCUCGGGUAUCUUGUUAGGCAAAGCUGGCGGAGGGAUACAUCAUCUUUUGACAUCCUGGACAUAGGCGCAGAAAUGCAUAUUACGAAUGAUGCCAUUGUAUCAGAGCUCCAAGACAUGCACGGUAUUGUCAAUAUCUUCUGUUACAAAGAUCGGGGACACGUGGAAAUCAUUCUCGAUGUAUUCGAAAAGGAGAUUGACAAAGUAUCGAGGACAUACCUACCUCCAGCCCUAGUAGCAGAGUGGGAAACUCCAGGUCUGGUUCGUGUGAUCGAACUUCUUAAUCAACUCUUCAACGGGACGGAAGCUACGCUGGAUUCCCCAUUGAACGAAGUGCUGCCUAAGCUUCCCCAAUACUUGCCGCAAUUUGCGAACGCUUCAUUGGGUUGGCUUCACAGACAAUUGACCGGAACAAAUAGGCAUGUACUCGAGGAACACGACAGUAUGCUUAUUGUAAAAUUCGAAGCGGCUGCUAAAACCACAUUUUCCGCACUCAUAUCACUGUACAUCGAACACUCGUCGUACUUCCUUACUGCCAAAGAUUCCGGAAGGCAGUACAACCACCACAUUAUGGGUAUAUCUCCGACGCUCAACGGAAAAUACAUUCUUUCGGAGAAUAUAAGAGCUGGAGGUGGUACCAGUGAGUUGUGGCUCACAUGGAUUCGUCUCUUCCACUCGGUGUUGGAGAUUAACCAAUUACUGGGUACCCGACACCCUGUUUUGCCCAUCGUAGCCUUGGAUUGGUAUCCCCAUCUUGCCACAUUUCUUCUCAAUGUACUUGUAUCAAAGCACUAUGGCAGCUUGGACCAAGGUGGUAGAGUAUACUGGAUGGACUUCCGAGAUAAACAUUUCCUAUCAUUGCUCCAGUGCAUGCCUUACGCAAUCCCAACACAAGAGAACCUAACGAAGAUUAGGUUACUGCACUAUAUCUGGCAUAAACUGGAUCGUAAAUAUCGAUGGAGACCUCCGUCUGGAUUCUGUGACUUGACAAUGCAAUUUUUGGGGAAAUACAACCACAAAUAUUUUUGUGGGAUGGAGUACGACCGGUUGAAAUCUUGGUUAGUGAAACUUAAGGCCACAGAGUCCCACAAAAUUCUCGAUGUUCCUCUUGAUUAUCCCUUUCAUUAUGAAGAGUACACGACAGAUGAGGAGGGGUAG
Messenger RNA from Psilocybe cubensis, 2712 nucleotides. RefSeq lists its product as uncharacterized. The transcript has 5 exons. The coding region runs from base 1 to 2712 and encodes 903 amino acids. The record is from RefSeq and is a predicted model, not a curated record. Lineage: Eukaryota; Fungi; Basidiomycota; Agaricomycetes; Agaricales; Agrocybaceae.